Vollenhovia emeryi is the source of this 1651-nucleotide messenger RNA. RefSeq lists its product as uncharacterized. The coding region runs from base 1183 to 1620 and encodes 145 amino acids. Lineage: Eukaryota; Metazoa; Arthropoda; Insecta; Hymenoptera; Formicidae. The record is from RefSeq and is a predicted model, not a curated record. The transcript has 3 exons.
AAUAGCUCAAAGAAAAUGCAAAAAGGCAUUAGAUAGAGAUAAUCUCCCAUCACUAUCUGUUUCGGUAAAACUGAGCGUCUCCUCAGUCCGAAACGAGGCCCGGUUUCCGCCUCGAUUGAGACGCGAAGGUAGAGAUCGGGUUUUGCUGAGCCUUAUAUCAGCGGCCGCUCAACUCCAAGGAUCCCGAGGAUAGAGUCACGAUAGCGUUAGAGCUUGCUCUGGAUCCACCGAUGUUCCGAGGUAGCGAUCGGACAAAGAGAAACCGUUGAGAUGAUAAGGAUCUUGGAUAAACGGAGCCAGAGGACGGUCACAAAACUGCGAGACAAAGCAAGGGGAAAGCAACGACCACGGGUGUUGUGAUGACGAUACGAAAUUUAAACAAAGGACAGGAGCGGCGGAUGAUUUACGAUUUACAGAGGAUUUCAAUUUAGUCGAAGUUGACUCAGAAAUUGUAGAUUCAAGUGAAGACGAUCUUCGAGAUAUUCUACAGAUCACUCAUCAUCGACAACCUCCCCUAACUUUAUUAACAAACGAUACAAGAGAACAGAAAUAAAUUCAGAUGAACAUUUAGUGACUACAAUACUUUGAAGAAAUGAUAGAACGGAUGAGGACAAGGAAACGCGCUGGAUCCUUGUCCGACCGACACAAGUAGCGAGCUCCGGCGACGGUAAUUCCGCUCGACACGUUCAACGCAGCUGAGACGCGGUGGAUGGAACUUUACGCGAACACCAAAGUCGCGCGCGAAUGAUGUUAGAUCGUUUUAUUUUCACGAUGUAACGACCGUAGAGAGAUGAGCUCGAUGUCUGAUGAUUUACGAAAGAAACGACUCGUAACCGAUCUCUGUUCCUGCUUGACAGCGACUGACUUUUUCUAAUAAUCGAUCGCGGCUAGACGCGAGAGUUCCUCGAACCGAGCCUCGGAUUCGGCGAAACGGCUGCGAAUCAGCUGUGCCGCUAGCGCUCGCGCGGCACGUGAUAACGACGUGAUCGCGGCACAGCUGACUCGGUGCACCGCACGAUCGGUGAUUUUCGGCGACGAGCCCGAGCGACGGUGCUCGAACACUAUCUGAAUCUGCCGAAUAUGGAAAAGGACUUCGUGUACCGAAACGUAAAAAAAGAAACAGUUAUAUAGACACAUACGGAAAGCAAAUGUAGCGAAGAAGAAUUGUCUAUUAAUUUUCCGAUGUAUAAGGCAAAUAAAACUGUAUUUUCAUCAAAUUCAGCACAUAAAGAUUCAGCUAACAAAGUACAUAUUAAUAAAUCGAAUAAUAAUGUUGAUCAAUUCAGUGGAAGCAAGAAACAAAAAUCUGACAAUAUUUUAAAUGAAAUCCAUACUAAUUUUGAAAAACAUGCAAAUGAAAUGAAAGAAUUUCAACGCCAAGUUCUACGACACCUACAUAGCAUUAAUGGCCGAAUGGGGGAAUUAAAUGAGCACGUAGAAUCAUUAAAGCAGCCUAAUAAUUUUUUUACUGAUCAAGAUAAUGCAAAUCAAAAUAUCACAAAUGAAGUCUCAUUACAAUGUAUUGAGAGUUUGCCAGUGAAAUCAAACAUCGAGCUUCAAGAUAUUGAGAGAACUUUACAAGAUAAACAAAUAUUCCAUGAUGUGGUAAGAUUGUUAUGAUUACUAAAGUUAUAGGUAAAUGUGCAUAAAA